Porites evermanni is the source of this 1851-nucleotide messenger RNA. The record is from the annotation of a GenBank genome assembly. NCBI's taxonomy places the organism in Eukaryota, Metazoa, Cnidaria, Anthozoa, Scleractinia, Poritidae.
AUUAUUCCAAUAAAUUUUGAAAUAAGAUUUAUAGACUCAUUUAAAUUUAUGCAAACAUCACUAGCCAAUCUUGUUUCAAAUUUAAACCAAGAUGAUUUUCAUAAUACAAAAAGAACUUUUAAGAAUAAUACAAAAUUACUAACUCGUAAAGGAGUUUUUCCUUAUGAUUAUGUGUCAUCAAUUGAUAAAUUAUCAGAAACUCAACUUCCUCCAAAACAGGGAUUUUAUUCUAAAUUAAAUGAUGAAAAUAUAACUGAUGAAGAUUACCAACAUGCUAUUAAAGUCUGGAAUACAUUUGGGUGUAAAACAAUAAGAGAUUAUCAUGAUCUUUAUUUAAAAUCUGAUGUUAUGUUGCUAGCAGAUGUGUUUGAAAACUUUAGAAAAACUUGUCUCAAACAUUACAAAUUAGACCCAGCUCAUUACUAUACGUCUCCAGGUCUAGCUUGGGAUGCUUGUUUAAAAACAACAAGUCAGCGUUUAGAAUUAUUAAGUGAUUACGAUAUGUUAAUGAUGAUUGAGCGUGGAAUUCGCGGAGGAAUAACACACAUAUCAAAAAGGUAUGCAGAAGCGAAUAACAAAUAUAUGAAAAAUUACGAACCUGAAAAGAAAUCAUCUUUUAUACAAUAUUUGGACGCAAACAAUCUUUACGGUUGGGCUAUGACUCAAAAUUUACCAACACAUGGUUUUAAGUGGAUGAAAAAUAUUACAGUAGAGAAGGUUAUUGAAAUUUUAGAGAGUACUAACAAUAGUAUGGUGAAUACUGGUAAGAAGGGGUAUAUUUUUGAAGUUGAUUUGGAGUAUCCACCAAAAUUAUGGGAUCUUCAUAAUGACUAUCCUCUAGCACCUGAAUCAAUAAAGGUUGAUAAAGUUGAAAAACUGGUAUGUCAUUUUAAACCAAGAAAAAAUUAUGUUAUUCAUUACAGAGCUCUUAGGCAAUGUCUUGAGUUGGGUUUGAAAAUUACUGCUGUUCACAGAGGAAUAUCAUUUUACCAGUCUCCUUGGAUGGAACCAUAUAUAAGAAAAAAUACAGAACUUCGAAAAUGUGCUACAAACAAUUUUGAGAAGGACUUUUUUAAACUAAUGAACAAUUCAGUUUUUGGUAAAACAAUAGAAAAUAUUAGGAAGAGACAAAAUAUAGUACUUGUUGAUGAUCGUAAAAAAGCACUAAAAUUAUCAAGUCGUCCAAACUUUGAUAGAUGUACAAUAUUUGAUCCAAAUCUUAUUGCUAUUCAUAUGAAAAAGACAGAAGUUUAUUUUAAUAAACCAGUAUAUGUUGGUCAAGCAAUUUUAGACUUAUCAAAAACUUUAAUGUUUGAUUUUCAUUAUAAUUAUAUCAAAAAUAAAUAUGGGCAGAAAGCUGAAUUGUUGUUUACAGAUACUGACAGUCUAAUGUACCAUAUUAAAACAAAAGAUUUUUAUAAAGAUAUAUGUCUUGAUGUAAAAAAUAAAUUUGAUACUAGUGAUUAUCCAACAGAUCAUCCUUCUGGUAUACUGACAGGAGUUAACAAAAAAGUAAUUGGCAAGUUUAAAGAUGAAACAUCAGGAAAACAGAUAACUCAUUUUGUUGGAUUACGUCCUAAACUAUACAGCUAUAAACUUGAGGAUGAAAAAGAAUUAAAAAAGUGUAAAGGAGUAGUAAAAAAUGUGGUGAAAAAGUUAUUAACAUUUGAUGAUUAUGUUAGAUGUUUAUUUUCUGGUGAAAAAGAAAUGAGAAAUAUGAGAAUAAUAAAAAGUGAGAAACAUGAUAUAUAUUCUAAAGAGGUUAAUAAAGUGGCGUUAAGUUGUCAAGAUGAUAAAAGAAAAGUAUUAAACGAUAAAAUACAUACUUUAGCUAUUAGAGAAAAAUAUUAG